Molecule: messenger RNA, 1524 nt
Organism: Desarmillaria tabescens
Lineage: Eukaryota; Fungi; Basidiomycota; Agaricomycetes; Agaricales; Physalacriaceae
Exons: 3
Coding region: 1-1524 (507 amino acids)
Source: RefSeq, a predicted model, not a curated record
AUGAGAUGGGUCAAGGGGAAUCGUCGAUCAUCGUUCCAAAGCAACGGGCGUACACCGGGCAUCUUGGAUCGACUCAACACCACACUCGGAACAUCAUACACCUUGGACACUCCAUCCCUCUCUUCCCUUCUUGAAGAGUACACUACAAACAACUAUGACUUUGGCAUGGCGUAUGGCUGCCUUCGCCUAAACUUUGUAAAUGGGAGAAGGAGGACCGAGAGGAGCGACGAAAAGCACUCGUCGGGAGCCGGAUCGUCUAUCCAUGGUUACCACCCCGACGCGUCUGGGAUUUGUACAGUAAUAGGGUGGUCCCUAUGGUGGAUCACGGACGUUGAUGGGAAACUCCGCUGGCCUCAGCCAAUAUCGCACGCGUGGGUGGACGAGAAGGAUCGCGCCGACAUAUGGACACCCAUCAAUGGAUACGAAUGGCCUGUUCCCAUCCCGAAAGAUAGUGACCUCAACCUGAUCCGCAUCGAGAUGCUCAACCUCGGACUGGAGUACGUGUGGUUGGACGUUCUGUGUUUGAGACAGGUGGGUGGACCGGGGGAGGAUAUGCGCGCAGAGGAGUGGAAGCUGGACGUGCCCACGAUCGGGUUAGUGUAUUGUGGGACCGAAACGGUGGUGUGUUACUUGAGUGGGCUCGGCCGGCCUUUCAGUUUGAAAGAGGGUGAUUUGGAUAGCGACCGGUGUUGGUUUAGACGUGCUUGGACACUACAGGAGGUUGGGAACGAGAUGGUGAUUGCUGGGGAUACAUCGGAUAGACCACUGCAUGCCAAGCCAAUAGAUGAGGACGGGAAGUAUGAGACUGAGCUACUGACCAGGUUCCACGCGGAGCAGCUGGAGUGUACAGAGGACAUAAGAAUGUGGGUGCUUCCGGCACUGAGGAACAUGCAGAAACGGGUGUCGACGAACCCGGUGGACAAAGUGGCGGGACUGGCAUUUGUCAUGGACUCCGAUUGGAUACCGGCAUAUUAUGAGAGCCAGUCUCUCGAGGAGGCAUGGACAGCACUCGUGAAUUCGAUGGAUGUGUGGUGUCGGGGGCGGCUGUUCUCCUUGUAUCCUGAACCGGGAAAUGCAGGCAGAAAAUGGAGGCCAUCAUGGGACCAGGUUAUGAUGGAACCUCUGCCUGCAUAUCAUACUGAAUCCGCGAUCUUUCUUUAUCGGAAUGAGGAGAAGGAUGAAGACCUGUGUUAUCCGAAGUGCAUUAAAAAGGGGUUGGUGCGGGGGUUGGCUGUUGUGGAAGGGGAUGAUCUGCGUGGAGAGUUGAUUGUUAAAGACAAGGGUGGAAUCGAACAUGGGUUCGAGGUCACCGUCCCCCACGCAUACCCGAUACCUGAUGGCACUUACACACUGAUUGAUUCUCUCGAUGGAUAUCAGUGUAACGUGCGCCAUAGUUGGGUUGUUGGGCAAAGCCUGCCAGGCCGAAAGUUUGAGAAAGUGUCGGUGCUGAACACUUCUAAAAAAGAACAUCGCAGGUUAGAGGAUCUGUUUAUUAUCAAACGGCAUCACUAUAUUCUUAUUUGA